GUUCAGCGAUUCAAUCGAAAGUUGUCGGAGAAGAACGUGAGCGUUCUCUGUCGAUUACGUUCAUAUCUUUUUGCUUUUCUUCUUUUUGUUUCAGUAUAUACUAUUCGUUUCUCUAUCUUUUUAUUUCUUUUAAUCAUUUUAUUCUCUUCUGAUUAUUACGAAAGAUAAGAAGCAUUGUUAAAUCGUGUUUUCACGCAAGCUGUUCGUCUAUUCUUAUCUCUUUCUUUUGAAUUUGUCUUUACGUGACUAUUUAUUACUUCUGACAUUUAAUCAUAAUAAUUAUAAGGUUGAGGAAGGAUUAGAUAGGUGCACUAAGAAUCUUUGUAAAGUACGAAUACAAAAAACAGAAGACUUACCGAAAUCAAAUUUGAUAGAAUUUAAUUCGUCAGAAAAUAUGAAGACGAUAUGGGUGAUUGGUGGUCCUGGAUGUGGAAAGGGAACGCAAUGCGAUCGUAUAAUCAAAAAAUAUGGAUUUUUACAUUUAAGUAGCGGUGAUCUUUUGCGAGAUGAAGUAGCAAGCGGUAGCCCUAGAGGAGCUUCGCUUCAAGAAUUAAUGUCCAAGGGCUUAUUCGUACCAACGGAUAUCGUGUUGGAACUUAUAAAGGAAAAGAUGGAAAAAGCAAGUACCGAAGGUACUACGAAAACAGGUUUCCUUAUCGAUGGAUAUCCUCGUGAAUUGGAACAAGGGAUCCUUUUUGAAAAAAAUGUUUGUCCAGUUGAUCUCAUCUUAUUUUUUGAUGUAUCUAACGAAACAAUGACUAAAAGGCUUCUCGGCCGUGCCGAAGUAUCUCAAAGAGCUGACGAUAACGCUGAGACCAUCAAGAAAAGAAUCGAGAUAUUUAACGAAAAGAAUGACAAAAUUGUAGAACAUUACAAGGACAAACUUGUUAGGAUUAACGCCGAAGGAAGCGUCGAUGAAAUAUUCGAUGAAGUUUGUAAAGCGCUCGAUCGUUUGUUGGCUUAAUGUUUUGGCAAAGCACACAACCCUGUGAUCUUUUCUCAAGCAUAGCCUAAUUGUCUGUC
Messenger RNA from Vespa velutina, 1023 nucleotides. RefSeq names its product adenylate kinase isoenzyme 1 (gene Ak1). The record is from RefSeq and is a predicted model, not a curated record. The transcript is spliced from 5 exons. NCBI's taxonomy places the organism in Eukaryota, Metazoa, Arthropoda, Insecta, Hymenoptera, Vespidae. Gene Ontology annotation, biological process: nucleoside triphosphate biosynthetic process. Gene Ontology annotation, cellular component: cytosol; cytoplasm. Bases 395 to 964 code for a protein of 189 amino acids. Gene Ontology annotation, molecular function: AMP kinase activity; ATP binding.